UUUUCUUAUUUAAAAUUUAAACGGAAUUUAAUGUGUUCCUAAUGUCAUCCCUUUAAUUACACAAAUUAGUUCGUCAAAAUCCACAUGAUUUGAUAGAAAAAAUAUCGGCUUUUAGAAAUUAUAAAAAAAAAAACCCUCUCUGUUUGUUAUUCAUCUCUCUCCUCCGCCUCCUGUAUCGAUCUAUAUCUCCAUUAUUUUCCUUCUUAAAUUGCGUUUUUCCUUUUCUGUUUCUUUUUUUUUUUUUGUGUAGUUCUUCUUCGUUGAUGGUAAAUCGUUUUUGAUUUGUUUUAUCUGAGAGAUAUGGUUGCCUUUGGGAAGAAGUUGAAGGCAAGACAAAUUCAGGAAUGGCAAGCGUAUUACAUAAACUACAAGUUAAUGAAGAAGAAAGUCAAACAGUAUGCUCAUCAAAUUGAAGUUGGGACACUAGAACGUCGACAUGUUCUCAAAGACUUCUCAAGAAUGCUGGAUAAUCAGAUUGAGAAGAUUGUCCUUUUUCUACUGGAGCAACAAGGCCUACUCGCAAGCAAGUUAGCAAAGCUUAGAGAACAGCAUGAUACUCUUGAGCAGCAGCCAGAAAUAUCCCAAAUAACUGAAUUAAGAGAAGGUUAUAGAGUAGUGGGAUACGAUCUUUUGAAGCUUCUCUAUUUUGUUGAAAUGAAUGCUAUUGGUCUACGAAAGAUAUUGAAAAAGUUCGAUAAACGCUUUCGCUAUAGAUUCACUGAUUACUAUGUCAAAAGUCGUGCUAAUCAUCCUUACUCUCAGCUGCAGCAAGUGUUCAAGCAUGUGGGUUUAGGUGCUGUUGUUGGAGCAGUAUCUCGUAAUCUUCAUGAACUUCAGGACUGUCAAGGAAGCUACUUAUCAAUCUAUGAUCCGCCUGCCCUUCCUCUCCAGGUUUCUCCUAUACAUACUUGUGAUCAUUUUUCAUCUGACUUUUCUUCCAAAUUGUUGUAUGAUAAUAAGGAUAUGGUUAUGCUAUUUUACUUGGAUCAUCUGCAGGAUCCCGUGGUCGAUUCAAUAAAAGCAGCUGUGGAUAGGUUAACUCACUCAACAAACUUCCUAAACUUUAUGGCACAACAUGCUCUGAUCAUGCAAGAAGAGCUACCUGCUCCCGCUGAGGAACAAAUUGAUGAAGAGAGAUACCAUUAUGUGUCACUCCUCUUGAACUUAGCCAACACAUUCCUUUAUAUGGUCAAUACAUAUAUUAUUGUCCCUACUGCAGAUAACUACUCCAUGAGCCUUGGAGCUGCUGCAACAGUUUGUGGUAUUGUUAUUGGGGCAAUGGCUGUUGCACAGGUGUUUUCUUCAGUGUACUUUAGUGCAUGGUCUAACAGAUCAUACUUCAGACCUCUUGUAUUUAGCAGUAUUGUCCUUUUUGUGGGAAAUGCUAUGUAUGCAUUGGCUUAUGAUCUGAACUCAUUAACAAUGCUUCUACUGGGUCGGCUUUUUUGUGGAUUCGGUUCUGCUAGAGCUGUUAACCGCCGGUAUAUCAGUGAUUGUGUACCCCUAAAAAUCCGAAUGCAGGCAUCUGCUGGAUUUGUUAGUGCCAGUGCUUUGGGAAUGGCAUGUGGUCCUGCUCUUGCUGGCAUACUUCAGAUAAAUUUCAAGAUUUACAAAUUGACAUUUAAUGCAAUGACUUUGCCAGGAUGGGUUAUGGCUGUUGCUUGGCUUGUAUAUCUGAUAUGGUUGUGGUUCUCAUUUAAAGAACCAUCUCGUGAUGUUGAAGAGAACAAUUCUCCUCAUGCAUCGGAUUCUGAAACGGCUGAAAAGAAUACACUUGAGAAAGGUCUGAAACAACCAUUGCUGAUUACUUCAGAAGAGCAGCAAGAAGAUGAUGAAGAUGCAGAGGCUGAUGGAAGUGAAGAAGUCUCUCAGGAAUCUCGUCGACCAGCUACAUCAAUUGCAUCAGCUUAUAGACUACUUACACCCUCAGUCAAGGUUCAGUUGCUGAUAUAUUUCAUGCUCAAGUAUGCAAUGGAAAUUUUACUCUCGGAGUCUAGUGUCGUCACUACAUACUACUUCAGCUGGUCGACAAGCACAGUUGCUGUAUUUCUUGCAUGUCUUGGCUUAACAGUUCUUCCAGUAAACAUUGUUGUUGGGAGCUACAUUAGCAACAUGUUUGAAGACAGGCAAAUUUUGUUGGCAUCUGAAAUUAUGGUUUUCGUAGGCAUACUGCUAAGCUUCCAUGUAAUAAUACCAUACUCCGUACCCCAGUAUGUAUGUUCAGGGCUCAUCAUGUUUGUUUCUGCUGAAGUACUUGAAGGUGUCAACUUGUCACUGCUAUCUCGGGUUAUGUCAUCUAGGCUGUCACGUGGAACCUACAAUGGGGGACUACUUUCGACAGAAGCUGGGACUAUUGCUCGAGUGAUUGCAGAUGCCACAAUAACAAUGGCUGGCUUCUUAGGUCAGAGUCAGCUUUUGAAUAUCACCCUACUUCCUUCACUACUGAUAUGCGUCAUCUCUAUUGCUGCUACAUGCUUUACCUACAACUCUCUGUAUUGAUCGAUUCUAUAACAAGAAGAAGAAAAAUCAGUAUCUCCUUCACAAUUCAAUCAUGAUCCUUUACAGGUUUUACCUGUUCAAAAUUUGUUUUCAUCAUCAUCAUCAUUAUUAUAUCUUAUCAAUGCUGUGUAUUGUGACUCACUCAGGGCAUUGAUUAUCUCUGUAAUUGUAGCUUUGAUAAAAUUUUGGUUCCAUUCAAUUGAGGGCUCAAAUAGAGCCGAAAAGUUCCAGAUCUAUAGAAUGCUUCCACUUCUUUUGCUUAUAGUUUAUUUUUAUCCCGGCACGAAGGUAUGUGUACAAAACGAAUAUGUUCAAUUUUUCUUCUAGAUUUUUCCAAA
Messenger RNA from Gossypium raimondii (Peruvian cotton), 2837 nucleotides. Its product is annotated as SPX domain-containing membrane protein At4g22990. NCBI's taxonomy places the organism in Eukaryota, Viridiplantae, Streptophyta, Magnoliopsida, Malvales, Malvaceae. The transcript has 10 exons. Bases 301 to 2499 code for a protein of 732 amino acids. Gene Ontology annotation, cellular component: plant-type vacuole membrane. Gene Ontology annotation, biological process: transmembrane phosphate ion transport from cytosol to vacuole. Gene Ontology annotation, molecular function: transmembrane transporter activity. The record is from RefSeq and is a predicted model, not a curated record.